UUGUGUUUAUCUGAAAUGCUCGUUGCAAUCAUCCUCGCCUACGUCGUUUGUCGUAGGUACGCCGAUCCUAGCAAUGCGCGCAGAAUUGAAAGAUUCGAAGCGCGGCACUCGACCAGAUUGGAACAUGAUGACUACUACUAUCUCGAAGCACGACGCUACACGUACAAAGCGGCCGAGCUAGGAAAGGAGUACAACUACUCCUAUGAAGGAACGAUGCAAUAUGAGGCUAGUGUGAUGAACAUUUAUAAGCCUGGCAUGGCUUUCCGCUCAGUGGUCCGCUGGCAGAAGCUUGAUGACUUGCAUGUCGCAAUGAAGUUUGAAGACCUGAAGUUGGCUAUAAUUGACGAUCCCAAGUUUAACUGGACGAAUGUUGAAAAAUUAACGUACGAGAAAAACGAUCACCUGAGCGAAAUGGUUGAAAAACCCUUUGUCGUAACGUACGCCUACCGUUCAGACGGCGCGGGAUAUAAGUUUCAGCAUCUCGAGACCCAUGCAUUAGACCCUAUGUGGUCCGUCAACUUGAAAAAAGCUUUAGCCUCGUUACAGAACGUGUACCUGCAACCACAAGGCAUACACACCUACGACAGCGUGGAGUCAACAAUUCAUGGCGAUUGUCGCGUCUACUGGAACCAACAAAGUCUUCCGCACUGGACUAACCCUGACGCGAAAGUGCUUAACGUUAGCCGUGUGAUCGAUCAUGAGAAAUGCUCCCGUGCCGCUUCGAAGUUGUACGGAUCCAUCAAGGCAAACCCUUGCGUGAACUGCGAGUCUGUGAAUACGCAUCCUCUAUCUUCGGGCUCGAAUGCUUAUUAUCAGUUCUUUUCAACAGAAAAGAACACGAACUUGGUCUUAGAAAAGGCUUCUUCCCGUUCGACUGUCAGUCAUGCUCCUUAUACGGAAUAUGGCAACGUCGUGAAACUUACGACCAAGCAAAAUCUGAAACUCCUUGAAACUAAGCAUAUAACCGAAAAAUUCGAAGUUCAAGGCGACACACAGGUGUAUCAGACUCUAAACAUGGACUUCUCGACAGAGAAAGGCUUUAAGCGAGCAAUCGAUAUGAAGAAAGCCAAUAGCUACGUUAAAGACUGGGAGUUGAAGGGGUGCAGCAAAAAGGCUAUUGAGAAGUUCAAGGAACUAGCCGCCCUCAGCAACGAUGAAGAAGACCAACUUGGUAUGUUCGACCGUAAGGACCCUGCAAGGUCUUUUAGCGAGGCCAUCAAAGCUGUGUCUUUACUUGACUAUCAAGGAAUGGAGGAAGUGUUCGAUAAGAUUGUGAAAAAAGCCCCUGAAGACAAGAGGACUCAAAUGCACAGGACUUUCGUUGAGGUCACCUCUGCCGCUGGGCACAAUGCUGGUAUCCAAUUCAUCAUAGACAAGAUUACAUCGAAUGAACUCGAUACGCGAUUCAUAUUGUCCUUCCUUAAAGGAAUCUAUAUGGGCAUAUUGGAGUACAGCCAGACCACGUUGGACACUAUUUUAGAUUUUUGCAAGUCUGACCUGAUGAAUACAUUCCCCAGAGAGCGUAUGCAAUGCAUGUUGACAUACACUGCUCUCGUGGACGAGUCCUGCCGUAUGGCAACCUACGCUCCGGAGUACGCCGACCCUGAAUGUCAAGGGCAGAAACUGCAAAAUGAGGUCUUUGACAAGCUCGUUCCCGAGUAUGAGGUAGCUAGAGAGAACCGAGAAGCUUUAAAAAACUAUAUCCACAUUGCCCGCAACCUCAAGACACAAAAAUCUGUCGAAUUCCUUAAGCAGGUCAUAGACGACGAGUCACUCGAGCAUUUCACUCACACCGAUGCUAUGAACGGCAUGAUAGGGAUAGUACCUGCACACAUCUCCCUAAUCCGCAAGAUGGCUGCUGACAUCUACCUCAAUUCAACAAAACCUGCUGAUAUUCGUAUACUUGCUUCGAUUGCGAUAUUCAAGAGCUCUCCGCCACUGAGCCUUUUGGAGGCCAUCGUUGAUGGACUCAAGAACGAGCCGAGUGACCAGGUUAGGUCAUACGUUUUAUCCAUGAUUAAAGAGAUCGACGAGACAAACCACCCUUGCUUCAAGGCAACAGCUCAGCACAUUCGCUAUGUGAUCACCAAGGUAAUUGAUAUGUUCCCAUCAGAAUUCAAAAGGAAGGACUUUCUUACCUCCCAUAUGCAGCUCUCCGCUAGCUACGAUCCAAAAUACGAUUAUGGGGGACAUAUCAUACGCUCUGUGAUCAUGUCCGACUCCUACUUGCCAAGUCAGGUCCACAUCGGAUUCGGAAAUUAUAUGGCAAAUUUCCUGUUUAACAAGUUCGGUUUACUCGUGCGUCAACAAGGAAUGGAGAAACUUACCGACUACUGGCACAGCCCCCGUACAUUAGGAGCCAGCCUUGGCCGCAGUCUGUGGAACUUUUUUGGUCGAAGGCGUCUAGCCCGUGACGCUGCCGGAGCGUCUUCAUAUGAACAAGAGCUGGACGAGAAGCUGAAGCUUAAACAUAGGAAGUACAAGCCCAUGCGUUUCGAAAUGCAGUUGAGCGCGUUCGGACACGACCUUAAUCUCAUUAGUCUCAAUGAGAGUCACUUUGCACCCUUGAUAUCGGCGGAUCACGCCCCAAGCAGUCUGCUUAAGCAACUCUUGUCUGCUGACAUGGAUGUUCACCGUUUCGUAAACUUUCACCAUGUGACUUUUGAGAUUCCCACCGAGGUCGGUCUGCCUGCGUUGGUCCAUGUGGAGAUGCCUGCAGUGAUCUCGUACAAAAACAAAAAUUCGUCGUUCGAUUUGACGAAGGAGGGCGUCGUGAAACUGAAGUUAAACCACCGUCUCGUUAUCGAUACGCGUCUCAAGGAGCAUUACGCAUUCAAAAUUCCCGGCAUGCAAGUAGCUAUUGGAAUAGGUUUCAACAAGCGCAUCGGCCUUAACCUGCCCAUAAAUUUCGCUGCGGACGUUAACUUGGCUACCAGCAAGGUACAAUUCAAUAGGGAUUUUCAGCUGCCUCGUGAUGUCGUUGACUAUCAUUUCCAACCAUACGUGUUCCAACAUCAUUGUAACAAUCCUGAUAAUGACAAGUACGAGCCUCUCUUCAAAACUGAGGAGCUAAAAGAGAUGAAAGCGAACAUGCUUGGAGAUUUCCUCGGCGUCAAUUUUGAGAUUAAGGGCCACCAUUUACCCGAUGACGCCAUCUACGAGGACUUACCCGACUGGCUAUAUAAGUACGAUUGCAAGCAAAAAUUCUACUAUUGGAUCACUAAUCCGCAAUGGCAUCCUCGCAAGUUCCAUCUAAGCGUUCAGCCUGCUGAGACCGACCCUACUACUGGCUUGAUUCUGACAAUCAAGCACAAGAUAACACCGCCAGAGGCUCUGGAACGCCCCUCUUCGAGCUUCCAGGAAUUCCAGGCAGAUCUGCCUGCGUCAUUUGUUCACGUAUUGCAUGUCUCCAAUGAGUUUAGGGGUAACAAAAAGCGCAAAUCCGAAUUGGAAAUCCGUUAUUCGUACACGCCUGACCGUACGAGCCAUUGGUUCCAGAUGUUCUAUGAUCGUACACCGUUCUCAAGCAACGAGAAGGAUAACUUAAAAAUAUGUAUGCUUGGCAAAGUCAAGCAGACGAUCACCGAUUGGCAGAAACUGACCCAUGACGAAGUCCAGCGUAUCAAUAAUGGCCAAAACAUCGAAGUCGAAAUUAAUUUACACUACGGCAAGGACUGCAAAAGUGGACCUGAGGUGGCUGUUCAUGCUGUAUAUGACCAUAGCAAUCAGCAGAAGGAGUGGCUAGAAGAACUUGAAACUGGCAUAGAAAAGACUCGUACAGGCUACCUUAGCAACCCUUACAUGACAAACUACAGGAGGUGUACAAAAGGGCUGGCCAAGGGUUUGGUGAUGCCGAUCGCAUGCCACAAAUUUAUUAUUCACUCUAGUCAGUUGAAUCGAAUGGUAAUGGAGAUCAAGUUCAACAAGCAAGUACGCCUCGACGAGAACCCUUAUCUAUCGACGGUAUAUGUCAUCGCACGUUCAGCUUACUAUCCAUACCUGCGAAAAUAUUACUUGCGACCAAAUAACACGAUACCGGGCCAGAUCCACAUCAAAUCCGUCGUGCGGACUCCAGAUUUUAAUAAACGAGUGACCGACAUCGAGUUCAAGGGACCGCGUCAUACGUCCGUAUGGAAGAGCGUUCCCAUUUCGCAUGGCGCGCACUGGGCACCGAAAACGGCUACCCACCUUGGAAUGACCAAUCUCCAGAGCUACUCUCGUAAAUGGUACCAUCGCUUCUGCGACAUCCAGAAAAACUCUGUAGCUACGUUUGAUAGCGUCAUCUACGAGAUGCCCGAGAGCAAAUGCUGGAAGGUUCUAACCAAAGAUUGUUCAGAGAACCACCUCUUUACCCUGCUAAUUAAGGAUACCGUUGAUAACAGGAAGGUCGUCAAGCUCAUUAUGGACAUGCAUAUAUUCGAAGUCAACUACGUUGGUGAAAAGAUCAUGUUAAAGAUGGAUGACGCUGAAGAAGAACUUGUCGUUGGUCUGCCGAAGAUCGUUAAGAACGAGCAUAACAUCCCCACCCACAUCUUUAAGAACAUAAACGGUCAUUUCAUGAUCGACGUUCCUGUCGACGGCAUCUACGUGCUCGGCAUCCGCUCGGCCGUAUUCGUUCAGGUGGCGCCCUACUACCGCGGCAAACUAUGUGGUCUCUGCAGUGAUUUCAAUCUCGACCGCCAGCACGAGUUCCAUACGACCGAUGGCUGUCACCACAAUACACCGUGGUCAUUUGCGUACAACUUUGUCGUGCCCGACGACACCUGCAGCGUUCCUGAAGCGACAGGUGCCGAUAGGUCCCACUGUGAAAACGACCAGGAUCAUGUAGCCUAACAGCUGUGUCCAAAAGAACGAACUCGUCAGGCACAACAGCAAUACAAGGACUAGCGAGUAAAUGGCACCAUUUGGCUAGGAAGAGAAAUAGAUUUGAGCGAAUCAAUCCAACUGAAAUGAAACCAAGUGGCUAAAUUCUCAAAAUGCAGUAAAUCAACGAAUACAUUAAAUUCAAGAUAUCCCGCCAUUAUAACAGUCCCACGGAUCAAAGCGAAGGUACAGAAAAAUAACAAGGAAAAUCAAUGUAUGCUCUGUUUGAUGAUGGGCGAUAUAGAUGAUGUCCUAAUAUAAAACGUAUCCACUUUGAAAAAGAACGAGACGGUCCAUAAAAUCUGCUGAACGAAUGGUUCUUGAUCUAUUGAGAUAUGUAGUAUGGAGGAUUUCAGCUAGCGCAAAUAUUAAUUACUGAGUAAUAUUGAACAAGUACAUACGUGACAUUCGGCAAGAAUUGACAAUGCCAAAUUACUGGCUGUUUCCACGUGCCUUCACAAAGAACGCGCGUAAGCAGCGGACAACGGAAAGCUAAAAGUGUAAGUAAAAGUAUAAAUAAAAAGGUGUUUUAUUCUA
Varroa destructor (honeybee mite) is the source of this 5400-nucleotide messenger RNA. RefSeq names its product vitellogenin-6. Gene Ontology annotation, biological process: lipid transport. The record is from RefSeq and is a predicted model, not a curated record. Lineage: Eukaryota; Metazoa; Arthropoda; Arachnida; Mesostigmata; Varroidae. Gene Ontology annotation, molecular function: lipid carrier activity.